AUGCCCAUUUCAUUUCUAAAUAAAUACUGGUCAAACCAGACAACAACGACAUCGAUUACACCGGAAGAACAUGCCACAGCAAGACUACGGAUCUUUGACGAUGCCCUGGAUCGGCUCAUCAUUGGACCGGGAGGCACCUUUGCGGUGACUUGCAGCUGUGUCUUUGGUCUUAGUGCCAUUGAAGGUUGGCUUCAUCUUUCCUCUAAUCGACAAGUAUCUUUCCUUCAGAAAAGUCACUUUGUCACGCGAUAUGCUCUCGCCAACAUCAUCCCGUCCAUUGUCUGGGACAGAAUCAAAGCGGAAACCAUCGUCCAAGCGCUUCAAUUGAAUCCAAACAUUCUUGGAAAAGAGUCAGCCAGCCUUUCGUGGAAUCGAAGGAGACUCCAGUCAAUAAGAGGAUCGGUGGCUGGCACUGCCAUUCUCUCGCAGUUAGUAGGCCUUCUCAAUGUGAGUUUUUCCUCCAAGCAAGAUUAUUCCAAACGACUGCUGGAAGGAAGGGAGCCUCCUUUUAAUUUACCUUCCCAAAAAGAAGUGGUCAUUCGACUGGCCGGUAUCAAUAGCAAUGUAACCAGCCUCAGCAUGGAACGCUGGGGUCGACGCAACAUUUUUCCAAUCUACGAACGGGAUACCCAAGAGGUUCGACAAAUGGUCCAAAAACAUGGCUUUGACUCAGAACGUGGCUUGGACUCGAGCUCCAAUCAUGGGGUUCCUGUCUUUUGGAGAGUCGAAAAUGGAAAAUACGGGGAUCCAGAUUCUUGGAAGGGAAUGGCGAUUCCAAGACAAUGGCUACUCACGGUGAAAAAUACACCACAAAAUGCUAUGAAUACUAGUAAUAGUAAAAACAAGAAGAAUGCUGUCAACAAGAUUUUGUUGUUGGAAGCUGACUCGGUCGGUAGGGAUUCCAUUGAAUGCAUCUUUUCCCCCGACAUGGCCAACGAAUCCGAUUUGGAUCUGUACGAAGCGACUCAAGGGUUUUAUCAAUUGACUCGACUGGUGGAAGAGGAUGCCCCUCCCUUUUCGACACUAAGAGUGCUACUAGUAGAUUCCAAUGCCGUUGUGACAAGUGGGGGCGGACGGAAACGGAGUAUUCGAAAUUAUGUCACUAACCUCGGGUUGGCGGACAUUAUUAUUGAUGCCCGAGAACCCUUACUAUCGGCUGUUAAAGAUUGGUUGAAGCAUCGCUCAUGGGAUCAUUUGCGUGGCAAAAGAAGAAUAAGACUUGGAACGAAAAAGCCAGUCAUUGUGGAAACUCCAUCGUCCACCUUUUUUCAAUCGUUGAAACAGGCUUUGGAGCCGUUCGGGUACGAAGUCAUGGACGUUGCGGAUGCCCAACAAGAGUAUGGUAGUAUAGAGCAUAUUCCAGUACUGGUAAACGAAGAUACAUCCUUGGCCACCAUUCAUACCGUCCGAAAACUACUGGAACGCAAGUUGAGUACGGCAGAAAAUGUUUGUGCCUUUUGUGGAGAUCAGGGUGGUCUAGUGGAAUUGGAGCCUGGUCAUGAUUCUACUAUUGUAACAAUCUGUUCGAGUGAUAUCUACGAUGGCUUGUUCGGAUUGGUACGAGAAAUGGCGAUUCAGGGUUUCACCAAAGAGCAGAUACAAAAACGUGUGGAUGGUUAUGUUUGCAAAUCCACGGGUCGCCGAGGGGGUAAGCAGUUGGGAUUUCCGCCAUCAUAA
Cylindrotheca closterium is the source of this 1677-nucleotide messenger RNA. The record is from the annotation of a GenBank genome assembly. NCBI's taxonomy places the organism in Eukaryota, Bacillariophyta, Bacillariophyceae, Bacillariales, Bacillariaceae.